Messenger RNA from Ustilago hordei, 1095 nucleotides. RefSeq lists its product as uncharacterized. The transcript has a single exon. Bases 1 to 1095 code for a protein of 364 amino acids. The record is from RefSeq and is a predicted model, not a curated record. Lineage: Eukaryota; Fungi; Basidiomycota; Ustilaginomycetes; Ustilaginales; Ustilaginaceae.
AUGCACACUAUAAGCUUGCCGUUCGUGCUGUUGUCUUUAGCAUUGCUGCUCGCAGCCUCUUCAACAUCACAAGCGGCAAGCUUGGGUAGAAGAGGAAACGUCGGUAAAAAUAGGUUGGACCUAACCCUCCGUCUAGGUCCAUCUCCUGGCCGCUCUCAGCCAGCACAGCCCUCUACGCCAUUUCACGACGCCGAACAAUCCAGCGCAGAGAGCAGCAGCUUCGUACACACUCUUUCGCAAUAUCCACCCUCGCCAGCUAUUCAUCCCAUCGAUCAAGUAUAUCUCAACCCUCAACCACACCCGCCUGAAGCUGAACGAGUAUUAUUUGGAUAUCCGAUCAACAGCGAACGAAGUUGGGUAGACGAUCAACCUUGGCAGAUGAACACCUUUGAACAGGCCUUUAAGAUGCCGCCUGGAUUCGUGCAGAUCGAGAAGGGAAAACAGAUCGGAGAGGGUUCGAGCUCGCAUCCCCAAGCUGAACCCGAACAAAUUCAAUGGGAUGCUCAAGCUUCCUUUGCUGACCAGCAAGAACCGCAGAAAUUUUUUCGCCAGCUUCGACCCAAACCACCUACUCGACCAACCCUUCACCUCUACCCACCCGAAUGGACCACUCCACCCGCCGACGAGGGCCAAUCCUCGCGUCGGCCUCGUUCACUUUCUCAAAUGAGUAUGUUUGGCAAAGAAGGGAAAGCUACCACUGAGGCAGGCUACAAAGUAGGAGAUGAUGUAAGAACUGGCGCUUACCUGCAAAUGUACAACGGACAUGGUCCGUUUUUGGAUGAUUCAGGAGUAGCUCAGUUAACAAGCGAUUCGAGUAGUAAGAAGGUGGAGCUUCGAAAUCAGGGAAGUGAACAAGCCAGGAGAUGGGAGCAAAGCCUGAACAGUGACAUCAAGCGCGUAAAGAGUCCUCCUCCUCCCACAUCUGGGGAAGAGACUGCUUUCGAUCCCAUCCAAUUCAAAACGCUUUUCGAGCAGUACAAAGUUCAACAUCUGGGCCAACCAUUCCCAGCUGUAAUCAGGCAAGCUACGUUCUUCGCACAGCCUGCGAGAGAUCUCCAGGAUCGAAUUGAUGCUCUAGUUCAGAUCAAAGAGUGA